AUGCCACCCAAGGCCACCGAAAAAGCCGACAAAAUGUUCAGUGCCGAUGUUGUCGCCGCAGUGCUUUACAGCACCGGCACGACCAGUCUAUCCAUGAAGAACUAUGAGAUGAUGAGUUCGCUCGAUGGCAAGAAAUCAGCCUACGGCUUCCAGCACGACUUCCGCUCUGUCAUUGCCAAGGCCAAGGAACUCAAGGCACGGGUUGAAGGCGGCGAGGAGUUUGCGCCCGUGGCGUCUUCAGCUAAACGCGGUCCGACGACACCCGUAAGCACGUCGAGCAAGCGCAAGAACGCUGAGGUUUCAGACGUUGACAGGACACCCUCGAAGCCGCCUUCUCAGAAGCGGACCAAGCAGGUCAAGCAGGAAGAGGCUUCAUUGGAGGGUAAUGGCAAGGAAUCGGGUGCGGUCAAGGGCUUCAAGAACGGCAUUCCAGAGGAUUUCGAGACGUUUAUCAAGAGCGAAGCGGCUUGGGAGGAGAGAUAUGUUUAG
Messenger RNA from Bipolaris oryzae ATCC 44560, 489 nucleotides. RefSeq lists its product as uncharacterized. Bases 1 to 489 code for a protein of 162 amino acids. The record is from RefSeq and is a predicted model, not a curated record. NCBI's taxonomy places the organism in Eukaryota, Fungi, Ascomycota, Dothideomycetes, Pleosporales, Pleosporaceae. The transcript has 2 exons.